Messenger RNA from Cordyceps militaris CM01, 396 nucleotides. RefSeq lists its product as uncharacterized. The record is from RefSeq and is a predicted model, not a curated record. NCBI's taxonomy places the organism in Eukaryota, Fungi, Ascomycota, Sordariomycetes, Hypocreales, Cordycipitaceae. Bases 1 to 396 code for a protein of 131 amino acids. The transcript has a single exon.
AUGCCUCUCCUUCUACGCGCCACGGCACGCCUUCACCCGAGGCUGCUCGUUUCCCGCAUGCACACGACCGCACCCGCCAGCGCACCGCGCAAACCAGACACAGACUCUCCGCCGCCGCAAACCUCUGACACGGCACAAUCCCGGCCCGACCCCGAAGAAGAAGCGGCGCGUCUCGACAAGACGGCCUACACGCCCGGCGGCGAUACCGGGCCCGAGGCCGCGCGCCACCGGGCGCAGCGCGAAACCAGCGGCGCCGACGACCCGCUCGAGUUCACCGGCGCGAACCACGAGCUGAGCAAGCCGAGAGGCGACGAGGGAUCGCGGCGCGAUGCAGCGCCGGGAAAGGACGGCAGGCGGUCGAGCGGUGGAAAGCCUUCACGGAACGGCAAGCCGUGA